Hyla sarda is the source of this 6410-nucleotide messenger RNA. RefSeq names its product TATA-box binding protein associated factor 2 (gene TAF2). Lineage: Eukaryota; Metazoa; Chordata; Amphibia; Anura; Hylidae. Gene Ontology annotation, cellular component: transcription factor TFIID complex. The record is from RefSeq and is a predicted model, not a curated record. Gene Ontology annotation, molecular function: RNA polymerase II general transcription initiation factor activity; chromatin binding; transcription cis-regulatory region binding. Gene Ontology annotation, biological process: transcription initiation at RNA polymerase II promoter.
CGGAAGUGCUGCCGGUCGGGGCACAGAGCUGAGAGCGGGAGAGACGCUGGGCUGCUGCAGGGGACGGGGAGCGCCGGGUAACCAUAGCAACAGCGCGGCUCCGCCCCUGACACCGGGGCCCCCGGCGGCCGCGGAGCCUGGGAGAGGAGCCGAGGGCCCUCUGGCUGCGGAGCGGGCACCAUGAAUAGGAAGAAGGGAGACAAGGGCUUCGAGAGCCCCCGACCAUACAAACUGACUCACCAGGUCGUCUGCAUCAACAAUAUCAACUUCCAGCGGAAAUCUGUAAUAGGUUUCGUGGAGCUGACGAUUUUCCCCACGGUCACCAAUCUGAACAGGAUCAAGCUGAACAGCAAACAGUGCAGGAUCUAUCGAGUGAAGGUGAAUGAUCUAGAGGCAGCGUUUAUCUACAAUGACCCCACGCUGGAAGUGUGUCACCACGAGACCAAACAGCGCAACCUCAACUACUUCUCCAAUGCAUAUGUAGCAGCUGUCAGUGCAGUCGACCCAGACGCAGGAAACGGAGAACUCUGCAUUAAAGUCCCAUCAGAACUGUGGAAACAUGUCGACGAGUUGAAGGUGUUGAAAGUCUAUAUUGAGUUUUCCCUGGAUCAGCCAAAAGGUGGCCUUCAUUUUGUAGUCCCCAAUGUUGAAGGAAGUAUGGCAGAGAGAGGGGCUCAUGUGUUUUCCUAUGGAUAUCAGAAUUCAACCAGGUUUUGGUUUCCUUGUGUGGAUUCCUAUUCAGAGCUUUGCACCUGGAAGUUGGAGUUUACAGUAGAUGCCUCAAUGGUGGCCGUAUCCAAUGGAGAUCUAGUGGAAACUGUUUACACUCACGACAUGAGGAAGAAAACCUUUCAUUACACUCUGCUGAUCCCGACAGCAUCUCCGAACAUUUCUCUUGCUGUGGGACCAUUUGAGAUUCUUGUGGACCCUUAUAUGCAUGAGGUGACCCACUUCUGUUUACCUCAACUGCUCCCACUCCUGAAGCACACAACUUCUUACCUCCAUGAGGUCUUUGAGUUUUACGAGGAGAUUCUUACGUGCCGAUACCCUUAUUCCUGCUUCAAGACUGUGUUUGUAGAUGAAGCCUAUACAGAGGUCAACACUUAUGCAUCAAUGAGUAUUUUCAGCACAAAUUUACUGCAUAGCGCAAUGAUUAUCGACCAGACACCUCUUUCCAGAAGAUGUCUAGCUGAAUCUCUAGCCCAGCAGUUCUUUGGUUGCUUCAUUUCGAGAAUGUCAUGGUCUGAUGAGUGGGUCCUGAAAGGCAUCUCGGGUUAUAUUUAUGGGCUCUGGAUGAAGAAAACGUUUGGCGUGAAUCAGUAUCGGCACUGGAUAAAGGAUGAACUGGAUAAGAUUGUGGCCUAUGAAUUGAAAACUGGCGGUGUGUUACUUCACCCUAUUUUUACUGCUGGAAAAGAGAAGGACAAUCCCGCAACCCACCUUCAUUUCUCAAUAAAACACCCUCAUACAUUGUCCUGGGAAUAUUACAACAUGUUCCAGUGUAAAGCUCAUCUGGUCAUGAGGCUGAUCGAGAAUCGCAUUAGUAUGGAGUUCAUGCUUCAGGUUUUCAACAAGCUUUUAAGCCUGGCCAGCACUGCCUCAUCUCAGAAGUUCCAGUCCCAUAUGUGGAGUCAGAUGUUGGUUUCCACAUCUGGGUUUUUGAAAUCCAUCUCCAACGUGUCUGGAAAAGACAUCCAGCCGCUCAUAAAGCAAUGGGUAGACCAGAGUGGCGUUGUAAAGUUUUACGGCAGCUUCGCUUUUAACAGAAAAAGAAAUGUUUUAGAAUUGGAAAUAAAACAGGAGUGCACAGUUCUGGGGACACAGAAAUACGUGGGUCCUCUCAAAGUGACUGUGCAAGAGCUUGAUGGGUCUUUUAACCACACGCUACAAAUUGAAGAAAACAGCUUGAAGCACGACAUCCCCUGUCAUUCCAAGAGCAGAAGAAAUAAAAAGAAGAAAAUUCCACUGAUGAAUGGGGAAGAGGUAGACAUGGACCUUUCUGCUAUGGAUGCCGACUCCCCAUUGCUCUGGAUACGGAUUGAUCCGGACAUGUCAUUGCUGAGGAAGGUGGAGUUUGAACAGGCUGAUUUCAUGUGGCAGUACCAGCUCCGCUAUGAGAGAGAUGUGGUAGCCCAGGAAGAGUCCAUUCUAGCCCUGGAAAACUUCCCCACCCCCUCCUCUCGGCUUGCUCUGACAGACAUCCUGGAGCAAGAGCAAUGUUUCUACCGUGUCAGGAUGAUGGCGUGUUACUGUCUGGCCAAGUUUUCUGAUAACUACUACAGGGCUGAACUCAUCGAUGCACUAUCCAAUUCAGUCACCCCUGCAGUCAGUGUGAACAAUGAAUCUCGCACCCUGGACAAUCUGAAUGCCGAUGUGCGCCUUAUUCUGGAGGAGAUCACGCGCUUCCUCAAUAUGGAGAAACUCCUUCCCAGCUACAGGCAUACCAUAACAGUCAGCUGUUUGAGAGCCAUCCGUAUACUCCAGAAGAACGGUCAUGUCCCGAGCGAUCCUUCUCUCUUCAGAUCAUACGCAGAUUACGGACACUUUGUAGAUGUCCGGGUGGCAGCCUUAGAAGCUGUUGUUGACUACACAAAGGUGGACAGAAGCUCUGAAGAUUUACAGUGGUUGUUAAGAAUGGCCCAGACCGACCCUAUGCCAUAUAUAAGGCACAAGAUUCUUUACAUGCUGUCUAAGAACCCGCCAUUUACUAAGAACGUGGAGUCUCCGUUAUGUAAUGAAUCUCUUGUCGACCAGCUCUGGAAACUCAUGAACUCAGGUACAUCUCAUGAUUGGCGUCUGCGAUGUGGAGCCGUGGACCUGUAUCACAUACUGUUUGGCCUUACCAGACCUUCAUGCUUGCCAUUGCCAGAGCUCGGAUUAGUCCUUAAUCUGAAGGAAAAGAAAGCUGUUCUGAACCCAACCAUCAUUCCAGAGCCGGUCACCGCUAGCCUGGACCCUUUGCCAAAUGCCAACAUGCACGGGCAAGUUGUUGGAUUUCCGAUCAGCGAUGAUGCCUCCAAAGAGUCUGUAUCCCUUGCGGUGUCGUAUUUGCUAGGAGUGAAAAGGAAAGCGGAGAUGCCUCUGGAGUCGAUACUGGAGCCUGGGCAGUUCACAAACCCACAAGAGGAAGAAGAAAUUGAUAUGGACACAGUACAUGACAGCCAGGCAUUUAUAUAUCAUCAUUUAAACAUGCUGGAAAGACCUUCAACACCAGGCAAGGAACAAUCUUCCAUGGAUUUGCAUUUGAUGUCGAUCCCACAAACUCCAUUAUCAUCUUUUAUCAAAGAGUCCAGCUCAUCCAAGCACAGUGACCACCACCACCAUCAUCACCAUGACCACAAGAAAAAGAAGAAGAAGCACAAGCACAAACAUAAACACAAGCACAAGCAUGAAAGCAAAGACAAAGAGCGGGAGGCGCUGCCCUUCUCCAACAGUCCUGCCAGCGGCCGCUCCAUCCGCUCCCCUUCGCUCUCCGAGUGAUCUUGCUGCCACUUCUAUGAUAGAUGGCCAACUUUUAUGCUGCACCGAAAGACUAUGGUCUACAUAUGUAGAUGAUGUUGCAGGCAUUGGUUUCUAGUAGGUCUCUGGACAGAGUAGCCUUUAAUUUCCAGGAGCUUAACCUUCAGUCCCAGCGGUUCUCUUGUAGGAGAGAGUCACUCUCUGCAGUAAUUGAUGGUAAAAGGGCUACAUAGGCUUUCUAGUAUUUUUCGAGAACGUCUGCAAAAAAAGAAAAGACUCUUGGCUUUGUCGUCCUGCGUUUUGGGCCGUCAUAAUAACCUUUUUAACACCACAAUGUCUAUUAAACUUUUUUUUUAAAGAAAACUGUCAAAGCUUUUGUUACCGCUGACUUUAAGCCUGGUGAAAGAAGGUUGAUCGUCUGUGUGGUUCUGAGGCCCAGACAGCUUAUUUAUGUAUGUAGGGUGUUAUUUCUAGGAAGAAAAAUACAGAUUUACCAGAAAAUCUAAAUCUUUAACCAGGUUCUCUCAAGCAGGAACAUUCGAGAGGGUGGUCCGAAUCAAUGGAGUGCCAGGUGCUUUGUAACCAGCGGUGAGUUGUGGUGUGAGAGUCACCACCAAUAUGUCUGAUAUUUAGGGUGCAUUCACAUGUACAGGGUUUGCUGCAGAUUUCAGUGUAAACUAAUUGAUUGGCCCUUAGCCUUUCAGUGAGGGUUUCUAACUCUUACAGUUUUUUUGGGGGGGGUUAAAACUUUGAAGACACCAUUGACCUCUGGAGAGCAGAUGUCCUUCAUACAGUAAAGGUCAUUGUAGAUAGUCUCAUUUGCUAUUGUUUAGUAGUGAUGUAUGGCAGGAUGCAAAAAAAACUAAGAAAUCCGUGAUGUCCAUACUCGGAUAUCAGCUUUCUGUAGAAGUCAACAAUGUCGCCAAAGUUCCCCAGCUGAAUGGGUGUCAUUUUUUGUACCACUAAAAAGAUGGCCUGAACCCUUAAUCCUUACAGCAGUGUUUUCCGACCAGCUGUUGCAAAACUACAACUCUCAACAUGCCCGGACAGCCAAAGGCUAGAAGCAGCAGCCCUCAGCCAAGGAGCUGCCGUAUAUAAAGCGUGCUAGAGUCCUGGACCCACUCAAUACACCCUUUAACGGCACAAUGACAGAUGCAUCCAUCAUGUGGUGUUAAGGAGUAAAGAUUACUCUCGCUGAAUUAAUUAGGUUUUAUCCUAUAUUUAACAUUUAUUACGUUUUGGAAGAUGCAGAAUUGUUUAAUGCUGUUACUUUUUUUUUUAAUUAAUUUUUUUACCAUUUUUUUUGCACUAACUUCAGGUCACCUGCUUCAAUUAAUGUGUCCAGCUCCUUGACACUGUCACAGCCAUGCCUACUUUUCUUGUAUGUUUAAUGUUUGGUUCUCACCCCAAAAAAGUACAGAAGAGGAAAAAGGGCAUAUAAAUGUAAUUAAUUUGAUGGACAGUGCAAAAAGUUGCAGACAGUGAUAAAUUUGGGCCUUUUUAUUAUCAUUAUUAUUUUUGACAAAAUUUUUACAUAAUUUCUAUUUUGUGCAUGUCUUUUGUCUGCCCUAGCUAGAUUCCAAACUAGAUUGGAAUACAUAGGUAUUUGAAGCAGUUUACAAUGAUAGUAAUUGGCAGAUGUAAAAUAGACAGUAGUUAUUAUUGUGGACAAAGCACAAAUAAUUGGCAUCCGUUAAUGUUUAGUUUCUUUAGCUCUGUUUUGAUACAUCUUUCUGCGCAAUUCCCUAACAUCACAUGUUUUAUUUCUUGUUUUAAUCACAAAAAUUGAGUUUAAUAAUAUCCUGCAAAACGUCUGGAGCGGAAUUAUAAGCUCUUAUAAGCAGAUCUGGGAGUAACCGUGUUCUUUCGGUAAACAUGAAGGUGGGAACAGGAGGAUAUGCUGUUGAGAAAUGGUAUGAUGCAAAGAAGAGAGAAGUACAGAGGAAUCUCGUAUCCAGCACCAUGGGAUAAGUGGACAAAAGCAAACAACGCCAACAUAACAAGAGAGUGGCUCAAUUAGAAGCACAUACUUUGGUUGAAUCCAGCGCCAUCACUCACCGGAUGUGUCCAAGUCUUGCGCAUGUGCCAUGUUUUCAUAUGUUGGUGCUGGAAGCAGAGCCCUGUCUGUCAAGCUGAGGAAGGGAGGGGAAUGGAAGUGGGGAGGCGUACAAUCUGGAGGGCUUUAAUUCUGGGGAAAAAUUUUUUUACAUUUACCAGCGGCAUCAUUUUAGUAGAUCAGGAGGUAUCUGUUCUUGAGAAAAGCAUGGUGUGUGGAUCAUUUUAAGCCAUUUAGCACUUCACUAGGAAUUCUGGUAAGAAGGAUAUGCAAAGCGGCUCAUUAAAAUGGCACCUGGUCAGGUGACCUAUUAAUGAGCUGCUUUGCAUAUUCUUCUUACCAUUUUAGUAGCACAGAUAGACAAAAGGUAAUCUGGGAGACAUUUAUCAUACUUUUUGAACAUUUUUAAAAAAAAUGUUUGAUUGUUUUUGUGCAAUUUUGUUGACUUUUGCGUUAGGUACGUCAUUUUUGUAUUUUUGCGCUUGGGAGUUUUGUCUAGUUUGUGCACGUAGAUUAGUUGCAUUUAUCUGCUGCGUUAAAAAAACUAUUUUUGCAUAAUAAAUUGCGCAAGUACACUCCAAACCCUAGGUGGUGUAGAUUGUGGGAAGUUAAUUAAUGCCUGUCUUUUUUCCCCAUUGAGCUGCAAUUCCUUACAGAAAUCACAGCAUGAACGGCCAUGUCUGUACUAGAGUGAUGUCACAGACUGGAUCAUUGAGAGAAAUAGAGUGUGAGUCAACAGGGACACAAGAUAGCGAAAAUGAAUAAUAUACAAUGUGGCGGCAAAAAAAGGCUAUACCUUAAUAAAACAUAUAAUUGCAUAUAGUAGAUGAUACAAAUGUGGCCACACACUAAAUAUGACUAAAAUAAGAAUAUAAUAAAAUAACCUGGAUCACAA